AUGGACAAGGACGUAUCACGUGGCCAGGAGGAUAUUACAAAUGGGCCAUUAGACCAGGACCAAACAGGAGUGGCAGACCCACUAGAGCAGCAAUUACGGCAGGAGCUUGAGAACAAACGGUUUUUUCUGGAACAGGCGGAGAGAGCCCUGCAGAACCUAGACAUAGAAGCACUCGAAGCUGAGGGAAACGUCAAUGCGGAGGCAUGGAAUAAGCUACUGGAGACGCAGUUAUUUAUUCCCGAACGCUCCGACCCCCUAGGCAUCGCAGUCGCGAUUGAUGGCGAAACGAAGGCUGUGAACUCUGGCGCAGGCGCCGUUUUGUCCCGUCAGAUCGAAGAAUUGGAAGAAAUGGUGCAGGAUCAGCGAAAAUUGUGCGAUGACAUGCAGGCUCUCAAUUCUAUUCUGAAGAAGCGAGUGAAUGCUUCUUUUGUACAGGAAGAGGCUACUGAGACUCCAUGUUCUUCCGAAGAGGUGGAACAGAUCAAGGACUCAUUUCUGUCCGAGUUUCUGGUGCCCGAUCUCUGUCGCGAUGCCAGCGACUGGCCAGCGACUAAUACAGCUAUGGAAGACGUGCUACGACGGCUAGUAAAAUUGGACCCCCAACUGCGCCUAACCGAUUUUGCACCGCAUUGCAUGGGUCUGUACCGCAUGCUAUCAAAGGCCAACGUGAUACAGGAAAUUUUUACGGAUGGGCAUGAUAACCCUUAUAUAAGACUAUACAACUUGCUUGAGUAA
This is a messenger RNA of Eremothecium gossypii ATCC 10895, 735 nucleotides long. RefSeq names its product Mcm22p (gene MCM22). The transcript has a single exon. Lineage: Eukaryota; Fungi; Ascomycota; Saccharomycetes; Saccharomycetales; Saccharomycetaceae. The coding region runs from base 1 to 735 and encodes 244 amino acids. The record is from RefSeq and is marked provisional.